Messenger RNA from Penicillium taxi, 2157 nucleotides. RefSeq names its product VPS9 domain-containing protein. The record is from RefSeq and is a predicted model, not a curated record. Gene Ontology annotation, cellular component: cytosol; endocytic vesicle. The transcript is spliced from 2 exons. Gene Ontology annotation, biological process: vesicle-mediated transport. Bases 1 to 2157 code for a protein of 718 amino acids. Lineage: Eukaryota; Fungi; Ascomycota; Eurotiomycetes; Eurotiales; Aspergillaceae. Gene Ontology annotation, molecular function: guanyl-nucleotide exchange factor activity; small GTPase binding.
AUGUCUAGCCUCUCCGACGAUGGCUCUGGCUCACUCAACCUGCAUUCGACUCGUUCAUUUACCAGAAUGGACACCUUCGACACACAAUCUCCAACUUCCAAUAAGCAGGCAACAGCCGAGCUGCUAGAUCAAUCACUGCCAACUGCCGAUGAUGGUGGACAAGGAAAUAGCCCCGAUUUAUUCGAGAGACGAGGUUCGGCUGAUUCUGCUGGCACAGGGGAUUUGCAGAGAAAUGAAGGAUUCGUGCUGUCACAGAGUGUUGAUGAUCCAUCCGAAGAGCUCCCAAUCGAGCUCAUCAGCUUAUCAGAUCGAUUUGUCAACUCUUUGAGCGCCAAAGUUCACUCCUCUCCCCCCACCAUCGAGAAAGUCUCCUCCCUAUUCCAGGUUUUCUACAGCCGUGCCGAGUCUCAUAUCGCGACCCAUAUUUCCACGCUUGCAUCUCGUAUUAACCGUGAUCCGUCUCCUCAAGCUCCCUCAAAGUCACCAGGAAACCCUUUAUCGAAAUUGAGCGGCAAGAUCUCCCAUGAUGAUGUACGAAGUACAUCUGCUCGACAGAUGUUAACCGUUGAAGAAGUAUCUGAAAAACGGAGAGCGCGCAAGGCUCUAGAAUACAAACGAGGUGCAUUGGAAGAAGCUGCAGAGCGAAGAAUUUGCGAAACAGUCUACGAUAAGAUCUGGAGGCACAGUAGCACUUUGGAUGAUGUUCGGGAUGAAAAACUACGUUCUAAGACUGCAGCUUUGUUGCUAGUUGGCAUUAACCUCAAGGACCUUGGUAUCGAGCUUGACAUGACGACAAUCGACGAAAAGAAGCAGCAAGAGGCGAACGACUGCAUUGCCCAAGCACGUGAGCAUCUUGAGAAGAUGAACGACUACAAAUACCCGCUUGGCAAGCUCCAGCAAUUAGCAGCUGCCCACAAAGCCAUUGUUGAUGCUCUUACCAAACUUCUCCCCUCUUCCUCUUCCGCAGACGAGAUUCUGCCCACUUUGAUCUAUUCACUCAUUACAUGUCCACCAGAAGGCAUUCAUAUAAUCAGCAACUUUCUCUUCAUCCAACGAUUUAGGUCAUCCACCAAAAUCGACGGCGAGACUGCGUACUGUUUGACCAACCUGGAAGCUGCUAUCUGCUUCCUCGAAAAUGUAGAACUAUCAAGUCUACGUGCAGACGAGCUGCAGGAAGGUCCCCCAAAGACUGCGAGCGCAUCAGCAACUCCAUCCUCGGAGCGGCCGGAUCCUUUCCGACCAGCAAAAGAAACCACAACUUCAUCUGUCACAACGGUUUCGGCAUCUCCAGAGCUUUUGAAACCAGAGAUCAAGCCAACAUCUGCAACUUUACCGAGGCCGCAACCCUCACCACAGCAAAGGCGCCUAAGCAAUCUCUUCCAACCUCCCACGAAAGUCCUCGAAGCUGCAAACGAUGCGGUUCGCAGCACUGCAGAUCAGGGACUGAAGAAUAUUGGCGCAUCUCUAGACAACAGCUUCAAUUUUCUGUUCGGUCGUCUCAAGGAACUCCAGACCCAAGCUCCCAAUUCACAAGGAAACGGUUCAGUGUUGCCAAAGACGCUUGCCGAAGCUCGUCGUCUAGUUGCCAUGCCACCAGCCAAUCAGCCAUCUCUUAGCCCAGAAGACCUAGCCUCAAUUAACGCCACUCACUCCGAAGGCGGAACACCAAUCCGCAACUCAAGAGCUACGAGUCUCGCCAGUGAAGGCCACACACCCCGUGAUCGAAGCAUCGAUAGUGCGAGACUACGAGCCAAAGCAAGUGUCCAUUCGUUACGAGAGGAAGCGGUGUCAACGCCAUCUUCAGUCACCACACCCAAUCCCAUCGAAUCUAUGCGAUAUUUUGGUAACACCCUUAACCCUCUUAACCAUAUUCCAGGGAUGAUCAAGAACUUUGGACGUCAAGUGCCAGAAACACCAGGCACGAGAUCAUUGUCCCCAGCGCCCUUAGACCGCCGGAAGACUUCACCUCCUUCAAUGGAGGCUCCUACUAUCACCCGAAGUCCAGUUCCACCACCACAGAUAAUUGAUCCUCCCAUUCAGCGAUUCCUUCAGAUGAAGGACGCCCGUGAUCUCCGCAUUGGAGACGUUGCUUCUCUACUUGAUGAUUAUAAGCGUCUAGCUGCCGCUCUUUCUAAAAUUGGAGCUGGAUCUCGAUGA